CGACAAACUAAAUUCAACCUUGUUCAUACUUAAUACCUACUCUCCACGUUAGCUUCGAACCACAACUAUGGCCUCCAAAGCCAAUAAAGUAAUCGCUCCCUCAACAGACAUUCAAUCAUUCGCCGAGUACUUGAAGGGCUGUCGGCGAAUCCUCGCUCUUUUAGGAGCUGGCAUAUCCGCGGCUUCUGGUCUCCCUACGUUUCGUGGUGCUGGAGGACUAUGGCGCCAAUAUGACGCGACCUCUCUGGCAACUCCAGAGGCUUUUGCAGACCACCCGGGGCUGGUCUGGCAGUUCUACAGCUAUCGGAGGCAUAUGGCCUUGCAGGCGCAGCCGAACAAAGCUCAUUACGCGCUGGCGGAGCUAGCUCGAAGAAACAAAGACUUCAUCACGCUAUCUCAGAAUGUCGAUGGUCUUUCACAACGAGCGCAACACCCCUCGGAGCAACUGAAUUUGCUCCACGGGUCUCUCUUCGACAUCAAAUGCACCUCAUUUUACUGCAACUAUACGUGCCAAAAUGAUUUUACAGACCCAAUCGUCCCUGCCUUGGAUAUCCCCAAACAAUCUUCAUCACCGAUUCCAUCAGAAACAGACCGGACAGGUGAAGAAGCAUCCAAGUCACUCCACGAUGCUUUGCAAGAGACAAUCAAGGCAAAAGAGGUCGACAUCUCCGACGCAAGUAAUCCCAUCCCCAAGCUGGCUCCAGCAGACCUGCCUCGGUGCCCCGAGUGCAAAGGCCUUUUGCGACCAGGCGUCGUCUGGUUUGGCGAGCCUCUUCCGACUGAUACCAUUAAGAAUGUUGAUGAUUGGAUUGAAUCCGCUCCCGUCGACCUCAUCUUGGUGAUCGGCACUAGCUCCAGUGUGUAUCCGGCGGCGUUGACAUGCCUAACCGUGGGCAGGGGAGUUGUGACUGGUUCUUCCAGGGGGAUGCAAGCGUUAUAGUACCGGAGAUUUUGAAGAGCGUCAUUGGAGAUGUUUGAUGAGGUUUGGGAUACAUGAUAAAUCCAAUGGCAUAACAUGAAUUUCUAGAAAUAAGUCAAUCAAUUCCAGCGACCCCGAGGUUACUAGGGAAGCAAGAAUAUAUAUCCAAUUCCAG
This is a messenger RNA of Penicillium brasilianum, 1094 nucleotides long. NCBI's taxonomy places the organism in Eukaryota, Fungi, Ascomycota, Eurotiomycetes, Eurotiales, Aspergillaceae. The record is from the annotation of a GenBank genome assembly.